Messenger RNA from Drosophila subobscura, 4540 nucleotides. RefSeq lists its product as uncharacterized. Lineage: Eukaryota; Metazoa; Arthropoda; Insecta; Diptera; Drosophilidae. Gene Ontology annotation, molecular function: GTPase activity; GTP binding; calcium channel regulator activity. The transcript is spliced from 7 exons. Gene Ontology annotation, cellular component: plasma membrane. The record is from RefSeq and is a predicted model, not a curated record. The coding region runs from base 219 to 2507 and encodes 762 amino acids.
CGAUAGAUAAUAAUGGCCCGCAGGUUGAGAACACAAAACCGACAACCGGUCGACAAACAGUUGAGAGUCACAUUUCGAGCUAAGCGGAUCCCGAGGCAGCAGCAGCAGCAGCAGCAGCGCACGUGUACUGUCCUCUGCCAGUAAGGGAAGGAUGAGGACAGCCCCACACUGCAAUGGGAUACACAUGAAGUGCUGCCCGCGUGUACGCGAGCUAUAAAAUGGCACAGCAGCAGCGCAGCUGGGACGAGGGUGCCAGCGGAAGUGGAGGCUACAGGCAGCAGGCGACGGCCGCCGGUCAGCACAAAUCAACGACAAGAACGGCCAGCAAUCCAUUGCCGAGCAGAGGAGCAACUCCCAAGGCACCCAGGCCCUACCAUGCCGCACCGCCCUCGGUGUAUGCAACGCCGCUGAUGACGGGUCCGAGGAGUCCGAGUUAUGGCUACGGCGGAGGGUACGAGGCGCCCAGGAGUCCCAAGAUCACGACAUCCUUUGCCAGCGACAGCUGCGACGAUGGGAGCAGCUCCACGCCCAGCUCCUACUACCAGACUCCGCCCUCGGGCUCCAUAGACGACUCCUACUCGCUGCUCAGCGGCAGGACGACAGCCGCAGCCCGCAGUCCCAAUUCCCCGUGCAAGUUCGUCUUCGAUGCCGUGAGUCCCAAUGCCGGUGCGGAGCACUCUGCGUUCUCCAAGAAGUUUGAGUACUACGAACCCUUCUCGCCGGACGGCGGACCCGAGUACUAUGAGCCGCCCAGCUCGCCGCGUCGCCAGGGCUCCAAGAAGCUGCCGAGGAGCAAGCUGCCGCUCGAGCCGCUGCCUCUGGUGACCACAACGGGCGUGCACGAUGGCAGCAAGCGACGGCACGACGAGUGGGAGCUGCCGAUGAUCAGCAAGAUCGAUGUGGGCUCUCGCUCAGGUUCGGGAGCAGCAGCAGGAGCGCUAGCAGGAGCGGGCGGCAGAAGAGGAGGCUACUACGGACUGAAGCGCGACUCCUGCGUGACGGACUGCACCCAGCUGUCCAUGGAGUCGGGCGAGACGUGCACACAGCACACGAACAGCACCCUGGUGACCCACACCACGACCAGCUUCAGCUUUACGGAUCCAGACUCCACUCAGCAGCAGCAGCAGCAGCAGCAACAGCAGCAGCAGAAUCUGCACAGGCAGCGGCGUCACGCCAUCAACAUCACCUCGAAUCCCGGCUACCAGGUGCUCCACAGCUCACACUCCACCCUGGAUCGCACGUGCUCCGACAGUGUCGUCUCCCUCCGCUAUCGCAAGUCCACCAGCGACCUGACCCAGGAUCCGGAUCUCGAGAUGAGCGGCUGCAAGCCCACCAAGCCGGCCAAGGCGAAGCGCGAGAUGGCCGAGCACAAGCCCCGCCGCAGGGGCAGCUCCAAGGGGGGACUGGCGCUCCUGGCCAGUCGCCGCAACUCGCGGGAGUCCAUGAAGAGCGCCUGCUCCAAUGCUUCCAUAGUGUCCAACGAUGACGUUGGCCCACUGGCCUUCCAGAGCUCCAAUCGCGGACGUCAGCGCAGAACGUCGAACUUUCUCGAGCUGCCAGUUCCCGACCACAUUCGGCCGCGAGUCUGUUCUCUGCCGGAGCGGCCGUACAAUCCGAGGGCCAGCGAUGAUCUCUACCGGCUGCGACACUUCUCCAUCAGCAAGGGCAACGUUGUGAACUGCGGCGACUCCAUAAUCUCGCGUCGUUCGCGGAGCAACACGAGCGUCAACUCGACCAACAGCAGGGCCAGCGAGCGGUCACCGUUCGAGGGCAGCUGCUGUGGUGGCGGCUACGCCAACGUGGACUCUCUGCCGGUGUCAUCCGACGAGUCGGACAACAUGGAGCCACCGCCUGCGGCGCGCUACCGCGUGGUGAUGCUGGGCGACGCGGGAGUGGGCAAGACGGCGCUGGUCAAUCAGUUCAUGACCUCGGAGUACAUGCACACCUACGAUGCGAGCCUAGACGAUGAGUUCGGCGAGAAGACGGUCAGCGUCCUGCUGGAUGACGAGGAGUCGGACAUGGUCUUCAUCGACCAUCCCAGCGUUGAGAUGAGUGUGGAGAACUCCCUGUCCACGUACGAGCCGCACGGCUGUGUCAUCGUGUUCUCUGUGGUCGACCGGGGCACGUUCCGUGUGGCCGAGGAAAUCAUCAAUUAUCUGUGGCAGGAGAAGUACACCAAGGACAAGGCCGUCAUUCUGGUGGGCAACAAGGCGGAUCUCGCCCGUGCCCGGCUUAUCACAUCACAAGAGGGCAAAGCCCUGGCCGCCUCACGCGAUGCCAAAUUUAUCGAGACGUCAAGCGGCAUACAGCACAAUGUCGAUGAGCUGCUCGUCGGCAUACUGAAGCAGAUGCGCCUGAAGGAGGUGCGCGAGAAGAAGGCCACCCAGACGAAGAUGAAGCACUCUCGCACUCACAUAUCACUGCAUCUGGCCAAGGAGAUACUGCAGAAAAUCUGCCUCAGCGACAUCUCCAAGUCGAAGAGCUGCGAGAACCUCCAUGUGCUCUAAGCAGAAAUGGGAAUGCCACCCAAGGAGCAGCAAGAGGCGGAGUCCAUUUUCGAUGUCUUCUUUUUCGGGGAAUUCCUGUGAAUAAUCUAAGCAAAAUGUAUGCCACUGUGCAGUGGAGAAUUUUAUCAAAAGCAGCAGGCGGAAUAUUUUGAAUGCCAUUCAGAUUAGCCGUAGGAAGGCGAGGCACACGCUUUUGUUAUGUUUUUUUUUUGUUUUGUCUUUUCUACGUCGCAGCCCCGAAGCAUAUUGAAAGUUCAAUGUUAGGUCGCUGCUCCUCAGACCCCUUCCCCAUCCCCAUCCCCAUAGCCUCUCCAGUGGCCAUUUAGGCAAGUCAUUGGCCGUGGUCAGGCCUCCGCGGGCAGCGAUAAUUCGUUUGUUUAUGGCGGAUGUUUCGAUUGGCUUAUCGGGCCCAGACGCACCUACUUUCGGGUGCUGUGGGCCUUGCUGAUAAGCGGCGACCCAGCGACGCGUGUGCAGCCUCCAGAAGGGGCAGGCAUCACACACAUACAGCCAUAGGUUGGAGUAGUCCCUAAGAAUAUGUGUAAAUUAUGUGUGUACUCGUAUGUGUUCCAAUGGAGAAUUAUUUCAAAUCCAAUAAUGUGCUGUCAAUUGAAACUAGGGGAAAGCUGAAGGAAGGAGAGGUUGCAGCCGCCCCAUGCAUAAGCGCGAACUUUAUAGAUGUUGAUCAACUUAUACAGAUACUGAUACAGAUAUACAGAUACAGAGAUAUAUGUACAUGAAUAUCCAAAAUGUGUGAGCUAUAUUUAUUGUCUAGACUAAGGGAUGUUUACUCCUCGAUCUGCUCUGCAAGAACUCUUCCAAUUGACGAAUAUCUCAUAUCGGAUUGACUGUUAAAUGUUGACUGUUGUUACUAUAAUAUAAAAUGAUAUUUAAUAGGCAAAAAUACAAUUUAAUCAAAGCAUCUAUCUACUUAUACAUAUAUUUAUGUGUAGUCGUGUAUAUUUAUGAAUGUAAUUGGUAAUUGGAGAACACUUCUAACUCUUCUGAACUCAUACGCUUAUAUUUGAAAAAUACCUUUACAAAUUGCGAACAAAGACAAGCAAAACAAAUCAAACUAAAUGCCCUAACUAAACUCUAAACUAUAACUAUUUUCAUAUGCAAACUUACACAUUAGGGGAAAGGCAGAAAUUGCAGAAAUUGCGUUGGGAAAUUAGGUCAGCCCAGAGUCGGAGCACGAGAGCACUCGACAAACCCAAAAACCACUCAUAUUUGUGUUCAGGCCCGCUUUUCCAUUUUCCAUUUUCCCCCCUCCUUCGUCCAUCGCUGUCGAGUGCACUUUAUCAUUUUUAACAUUUACGAAAACCAAAAUAUCUGCAAAAAAAGAAAAAACGGCAACAAACUUGUCUCGUAAAAGUUGGAAUUUGCACAGAGAAUUUUCCUGAUUGCGCCCCGCACCCGCCCAGCCACUACAUCAAGGGGCAAUCUGUAUCGCGCAUACGCCGCGAGUGCCAAGGUCGAGGCUUUAAUUUGAUUUGUUAAUCCAAUGUGGGAGGAAAGUAUUCGAAUCAAAGCUAGCUAAAUGCCCACCGAAUUUAUUGUGUAAUACUAAUUAAAACAAAAAACGAAAAACAAAAAGCAAACAAGGAAAUAAAUUGUUUCUAAAUGGAAUUUUACUGCAGAGUUAUGCAACUGCAAAAUGGCUUAAAGCAUAACUGUACAAUGUAGCCAAAAAGUAGCGUAUUAGUACGCGUAGCUCGAUGUAUAUUUAUAUUUUUCCAAAGCUAAAGAGUACCUAUGAACAUACCUUAAAUACGAAUACGAAUACGGAUGAUGGAGUGGAUGGAGUCCCAUUAGAGAAAGUCUCGUGUGUACAUUAAAGAAAAUAAAUAUAAUGCAAGGGAUCUCUUUAUGCUUGUCACUGAGAUGAGGCGGCAGAAAGAAAGCAAAUUAAUUAGAGUACAAGCGGAUAAAAUCUGAUUUCUUGUUUGGUGUGUUUAACUCUUCCUUCCCUCUUCCCUCUCAAGUCUCCCAUCCAGAUAAAUAAAGGAAAAACUAUGCUCUGUAACUGGCUA